AUGAUGGUUUGUCCAUGUGGUAUGCUUUCUGAACAGUUGGCGAAAAGACGACGUCGUAGUAGCAGGUUUUCUGUGGAUGAACUGGAAGAGAAGGAGGGGGAGGUGGAGGAGAAGAAGAGCAAGGUAUUUUUAGGUCGGAGGAAGGUCGGCGUGGACGACGAUGCACCAAUCCGACGCUCCUCGAUUUAUCCCCUUGUUCGCCAAAAUGGCAGUAAAAGCUUUCAUGUAUUCACAGCAACUUUGAUGGAUCCCUUUAACGCGUCUAAAGUGGCUGUUGUUGAUGGCUCAAACUGUCAGGCGGAGAUUGAAAUUCUGCAAACUAUGGGGUGCUACGGCUAUCCGCCAGAGGAUGAGGCAAGGAGGGAAGAUGUGAGGCCCUCGAAGUUGUUCCUAUUCGACACAGAGACACCCACUCAGCGCCUUUGGGACCUCCUCGUCUCUCCGAGUAAUCCCAGCUCACAUCCUGCCUUGACACCGUUUCAUCUCCGCUAUGCAGCUUAUUUGUACUAUCGGUCGAGAGGGUGGAUUGUGCGACCCGCCUUGACUUUAGGUGGCGUGGAUUUCCUCCUUUACGCUGAAUCGCCCCGUCUGCGUCAUGCGGCCUACGCGGUAAUUGUGAUGCCAGCAUCUGCCUCUCGCUCUGCGCGCGACGUCGCUGCGCACCUGCGUGUCGCUUCAUCUGUCGCCAAGGUGGUGCAUGGAUUCAGUGGCACUGUCCAUAUGCAUUAUGAGCGCUUAUAUAGGCUAGUAAUUGCAGAAGUCGGGGUGUUGGUGGAGGCGGAAUGCAAAGAUAGGCCCUGGGAGAAUGUCAAAAAUUAUGCGAUUGAGGAAACGUUGCUAACUCGUGCGCCGAAUCUGGUGUAG
This is a messenger RNA of Hydatigera taeniaeformis, 864 nucleotides long. The record is from the annotation of a GenBank genome assembly. Lineage: Eukaryota; Metazoa; Platyhelminthes; Cestoda; Cyclophyllidea; Taeniidae.